GCAGCUCCGCCUCAGGGGCGGGAGAGCGGGUGGGCGCUCGCGCAGAGGGACAGCGAGGGAAUGUCGGUGCUUGUGUCCCCUUUGCAGGUUGUCUAAAAAAGGCAAAAUCUGUUGCUUAAUAUGAAGAAAAGCAGAGGUCGGACAGGUCGAAAGAGAAGAAGAAAACACUUGAAGAGUUUUAUGAAUGGAGUGAACUGUAGUCACAAGCUGGAAUACAUUAAACUUAAGAAGUGGCUAAAAGAGAGAGGAUUUGAAGACAGUAAUUUAAGGCCAGCAGAGUUCUGGGGGACAGGCAGGGGAUUGAUGACAACCAAAGCUCUCCAGGCAGGAGAUGUGAUUAUUUCACUGCCUGAGAAGUGUUUGCUCACCACCAGCACCGUGCUCAGCAGCUGCCUGGGAGGGCACAUUGAGAGCUGGAAGCCGCCUGUGUCCCCCGUGCUGGCCCUGUGCACGUUUCUGAUGGCAGAGAAACACGCUGGGGCCAGAUCUCCAUGGAAGCCCUACCUGGAUGUUCUGCCCCAGACUUACACCUGCCCUGCCUGCCUGGAGCCUGCUGUCAUCGAUCUCCUCCCAAACCCCUUGAAAAAGAAAGCUCAGGAGCAGAAAGUGAUGAUCCAAGAGCUGUUCAGAUCUUCCAGAGCUUUCUUCUCUUCCCUGCAGCCUCUGUUUGCUGAGAGCACGGGGAGGAUUUUUAAUUUCCGUGCUUUGGAGUGGGCUUGGUGCACUGUAAAUACCAGGACAAUCUACAUGGAACGUCCCCGCAGGGACUGUUUCUCCCUGGAGCCAGAUGUUUAUGCACUGGCACCAUAUUUGGAUUUGCUAAACCACAGCCCAAAUGUUCAGGUCAAGGCUGGGUUUAAUGAGCAGACAAGGAGCUAUGAAAUUUGGACAAAUUCCCAAUGCAAAAAAUACCAGGAAGUUUUGAUCUGCUAUGGACCUCAUGACAACCAGAGGCUGCUGCUGGAAUAUGGAUUUGUUGCCAUGGACAACCCUCACAGCAGUGUUUAUGUCUCAGCAGAUAUUCUCCUCAAAUAUUUCUCACCACUGGACAAGCAGAGAAAGGCCAAAGUUUCCAUUCUAAAGGAUCAUGGUUUCCUAGAGAACCUGACCUUUGGCUGGGAGGGACCAUCCUGGAGACUCCUCACAGCCCUCGAGGUGCUGAGUCUGGCAGCAGAGCAAUUUGCCUGCUGGAGGAGGAUCCUGCUUGGUGGUGUCUCUUCAGCCAGCAAUGAGCAGCAGGCUUUGGCUGCAGCAGCAAAAAUUUGUCAGUUUUUAAUAGAGGAGACCCAGCAUGUCCUUGUCCAGAUUUCCCAGUUGAAAAAGGACAAAGAGAACCUCAAAACCCACCUGGCUCUGGUGGAAAUGCUGCGCUCAGAAGACCUCAAGAUCCUUCAAAAAUCAGCUGAGAUUCUUUGCAACCUGAAUUUAGGAACAGCUUGAGCCCCCUGGAGCUGUGACAGCUGUAAUUGCUCAGGGAUUAUUCCCAGAUUAUUUCUCUUUUAAUGGACUUGAGCAGCGAAGAAUAAUUAAAAAAUUAAUCAGAAUAAUUUUGUUCUUUGCUGUCCUGCACACAAAAGGUUCUGCUGAAGUGGAGAGCUUGAGCUCCUUGGUUUGGAGAAAAGAGAAUUUUUUUAAAGAUAAUUUCAGGGCAGGACCCUUAUUUAAACUGCAGAAACUUCAUUUGGAAUUGGGAUUCUCUUGUGAUUAUUUUCCAUGAUGUGAUUUUAAAAAGUGUUUAUUUUUAUAAAUACAUUAUUUCAUAUUUUACCAGACUUGUCUGUUUUAUUUUUC
Melozone crissalis (California towhee) is the source of this 1791-nucleotide messenger RNA. RefSeq names its product SET domain containing 4 (gene SETD4). Gene Ontology annotation, biological process: peptidyl-lysine dimethylation; peptidyl-lysine monomethylation; peptidyl-lysine trimethylation. NCBI's taxonomy places the organism in Eukaryota, Metazoa, Chordata, Aves, Passeriformes, Passerellidae. Gene Ontology annotation, molecular function: protein binding; histone H3K4 methyltransferase activity; histone H3K36 methyltransferase activity. The record is from RefSeq and is a predicted model, not a curated record. The transcript is spliced from 11 exons. Bases 121 to 1440 code for a protein of 439 amino acids.